ACUCGAUGUGAAGUUGACAUUUCAAUUUUGCAAGAAAAUAAUUUGUUUUUAUUAAUAUUUAUGUAAUUAUUUAAUAGGAAACGUUGCAAAACCGCGCCGUGGCCCCACUUGUGUAACUUUUGAUAAAUUUUUUGAUAGAAGUGAACUGAAGUAAAAAAUGUCAUCGGGUCGCCCCAUUAAGUGUGUAGUUGUAGGUGACGGCACUGUAGGUAAAACCUGCAUGCUCAUAUCGUACACCACUGAUAGUUUUCCUGGAGAAUAUGUCCCCACAGUUUUCGAUAACUAUUCCGCCCCAAUGGUAGUCGACGGGAUUUCGGUUAGUUUAGGUUUGUGGGAUACAGCAGGUCAGGAAGAUUAUGACAGGCUGAGGCCUCUGUCUUAUCCCCAAACGGACGUUUUUCUCAUUUGCUUUAGUGUAGCGUCGCCGUCGUCGUUCGAAAACGUUACUUCCAAAUGGUAUCCUGAGAUCAAGCAUCACUGUCCCGACGCCCCCAUGAUUCUAGUUGGUACCAAAAUAGACUUAAGGGAUGAUAGGGAGACACUGACCGCUCUCGCGGACCAGGGCUUGAGCCCCAUCAAGCGCGAGCAAGGCCAGAAAUUGGCCAACAAAAUCAGGGCUGUUAAGUAUAUGGAAUGCUCGGCUUUGACGCAAAGGGGGCUCAAGCAGGUGUUUGAUGAAGCGGUCAGGGCUGUCCUAAGACCCGAACCGCAGAAAAGGCGACAACGCAAGUGUCUUCUUAUGUAAUUCCCAGCAACGACCGAACUGAUUUUUAUCUCAAUCUAAUGAAUAGUUCAGGGCAUUUAAAGUCAAUAAGGACUUAAGUAUAAGGAAUAGAUAGCAUACUCAUUUUUAAUGCUUGAUUUUUUUACAAAAACUCAAUUUAUUUUAUGUGGAAUCUCAAUUUUGACUGAAUUUUUCAACACCACUGCCCUUCAUUAGUUGCACUCUUGUAGACAAAAGGCAGCACUGAUUCCGACCCAAAAAUCCUAAACUGUGCCAUUUAUUUUAUCACGAAAUUAAAAAUACUCACACAUGACAUUACUUAAGGCACGUACUUGGUACGUUUAUUGUUUUGUUACAACGAUUUAAAAAUUGUGAAAAUUGUUUCGAGUCCAGAGCAGCUAAUUUUAUUAUUAAGACUUAUAUAACGUAUGUUUAGUUUUAUUUAUUUUCUAACAGUUCAGUGUAUUUUUAAUUUGAAAAGUGACUUGUUAAAAACCAAAGUAAUGUAAGUUCUAGUCACAUAUUUUCAUUACUCAGUGUUUUACAAUAUUAUGUUAGUUGCAUUUAUAGGUAUAAAAUACGUCUUGAAAUAAAAACGUAAUUUAAUA
Tribolium castaneum (red flour beetle) is the source of this 1332-nucleotide messenger RNA. It is a transcript of the gene Mtl, whose product is annotated as Mig-2-like. The transcript has 3 exons. NCBI's taxonomy places the organism in Eukaryota, Metazoa, Arthropoda, Insecta, Coleoptera, Tenebrionidae. The record is from RefSeq and is a predicted model, not a curated record. Gene Ontology annotation, molecular function: GTPase activity; GTP binding. Gene Ontology annotation, biological process: small GTPase-mediated signal transduction. Bases 158 to 745 code for a protein of 195 amino acids.